AUUGUUUGUUAAUGAAACAACAAAGCAAAUGAAAUAGCUUUCUUACAAGAAGUUUCUAAGGUUUUUUCAUAUCUAUUGUUAUUUUGGCAUUUGGGGAUAAGAUCUCUGCCAAUUACAAUAUGAAAAUGGGAAGUCAAAAUUACUUCAAGGUUUUGAUUAUUUGUCUUAUAGCAAUAAUUGGAUCAACUCAUGCUCAAUUGCAGCUUGGUUUCUAUGCUAAAAGUUGUCCAAAAGCUGAGAAAAUUAUUCUUAAGUAUGUUCAUAAGCAUAUUCCCCAUGUGCCAUCACUAGCAGCUGCACUCAUACGACUACAUUUCCAUGAUUGUUUUGUCAGGGGAUGUGAUGCAUCAGUGCUUGUGAACUCAACACAAAGCAACACGGCUGAAAGGGACUCUUUUCCAAAUCUUACAUUACGAGGCUUUGAAUUCAUUGACACAGUUAAGAGUAUUGUUGAAGCUGAAUGCCCUGGAGUUGUUUCUUGUGCUGAUAUAUUGGCUUUGACUGCUAGAGACUCUGUCCAUUCUAUUGGUGGACCUUUUUGGAAAGUUCCAACAGGUAGAAGGGAUGGGACCAUAUCUAAAACAGCAGAUGUUUUACUUGGCCUUCCUGCUCCAUUUCACAAUGUCUCCACCCUCUUAACUCUUUUCGGCAAUGUUGGACUUGAUGCAAAAGACUUGGUCUUACUUUCUGGUGCACACACAAUUGGUGUUUCCCAUUGCUCAACAAUUUCAACAAGAUUAUACAAUUUUACUGGAAAGGGUGAUCAAGACCCAGAUCUAGAUAGUAAAUAUGCUAAAAAUUUGAAAACACGUAAGUGUAAAGAUAUCAAUGAUCAAACCACACUUAUUGAAAUGGACCCUGGAAGUCGCAAUACAUUUGAUCUUGGCUAUUAUAAGCAAGUUGUUAAGAAUAGGGGUUUGUUCCAAUCAGAUGCUACAUUGCUUAAAAGCUCAACUACAAAAUCUAUUAUUGAUCAACAGCUAAAAUCAAAUAAAAAAUUCUUUAUUGAAUUUGCUAAGUCUAUGGAGAAAAUGGGUCGUAUUAAUGUCAAGGUUGGGACUGAUGGAGAGAUCAGGAAGCAUUGUUCACUAGUAAAUUAAAUAGCUGAGUGUGUUGUUAGUUUAUUUUUCAAGUUUUCAUUUAAUUUAUUUGGGGAUCUUGUUAUUUAUUUCAAAUCAAUGAUGUGGUGUCUUAGUAUUGGAAAUAACCUAUGAUUUGGUUCUUUUCCAAAUGAUAUGGGAAUAAUUGGUGUGAUUCCAAGGAAAUUAUGUUUCUUUUUAUUUUAUUUUAUUACAAUAUAAACAUAAUUGAGUGGUGGAGAAAAUUUCUUGUGACACACAAUA
Molecule: messenger RNA, 1343 nt
Organism: Cicer arietinum (chickpea)
Lineage: Eukaryota; Viridiplantae; Streptophyta; Magnoliopsida; Fabales; Fabaceae
Product: peroxidase 3-like
Biological process (GO): hydrogen peroxide catabolic process; response to oxidative stress
Molecular function (GO): heme binding; peroxidase activity
Source: RefSeq, a predicted model, not a curated record